Molecule: messenger RNA, 2563 nt
Organism: Rhodamnia argentea
Lineage: Eukaryota; Viridiplantae; Streptophyta; Magnoliopsida; Myrtales; Myrtaceae
Exons: 1
Coding region: 34-2385 (783 amino acids)
Source: RefSeq, a predicted model, not a curated record
AAAGACAAAGCAAACUGCUGCUGAACCCCUGAAAUGCCGAAAACCCUCGGCUCCUCCUCGUCUCUCUCAGUCUCUCCUCUCCCGUCUGCUUCACGCUCGGAAGCACCGAAAAUGGAGGAAGAAUCGGACUCGAAGCAAGAAGCCCUGCUUCUCAAAGGGCUCGCGGAGACCAGAUUCAAGUCCUCGAACCUCAAAUCCGCCCUCAAGUGCGCCAGGCGAGCCCACCGUCUCUGCCCUUCCCUCGACGGCCUCGCCGGGAUGAUCACUUCCCUCAGCAUCCUCGACUCCGCCGCCAAAUCACCCCCCGAGUACUACAAGAUCCUCCAGGUAGAGCCUUUUUCCCACAUCAACGUUAUCAAGAAGCAGUACAAGAAGCUAGCUCUCGCGCUCCACCCCGAUAAAAAUGCCGGCUUGGGCUCCGACGACGCGUUUAAGGUCGUGGGUGAGGCGUUUCAGUUCUUGUCCGAUAGGGUCAAGAGGAAAGAGUAUGAUGUUGGGUUGAGGGUUAGGAUGCAGGAGGAGGCCGUGGAGGGCCUGAAUGCGGCGGAGACGUUCUGGACCGCGUGUUCGCGGUGUCGGCUGUUGCAUCAGUUCGAGAGGAAGUACUUGGGGCAUAGCUUAGUCUGUCCUAGCUGUAGGAAGAGUUUUAAGGCCAUGGAGGUCGAGGGCGAAGAGGAAGAUGGUGAGGGGUCUGAGGGUGGAGUUGGGUGUGAGGGAUUGAAGCGAAAAGCGGGCAGUGUGGAUGUAGGUGUUAAGAGGAAGGUGAGUAGUGAGGACAGGACGAGGGAUGUCGAGUUGAAGGAGAAAGUGGGUGGCCGUGGUGAAAUUGAGGCUUCGAAUGGUGAUCACGGUGGCGGAAGCGGCGAGAAUGGUGCAGGGAGAAUCGGUGUCUAUGUAGGUGUUAAGAGGAAGGUGAGUCGCGAUGGCAGGACGAGGGAUGUCAAGUCGAAGGAGAAAGUGGGCAGUGGUGGUGAAAUUGAGGGUUCAAGUGGAGAUCGUGGUGGCGGAAGUGGCGGGUGGGGUGCAGGGAGAAUCGGUGUCUAUGUAGGUGCUAAGAGGAAGGUGAGUAGUGAUGGCAGGACGAGGGAUGUCAAGUUGAAGGAGAAAGUCGGCGGUGGUGGUGAAAUUGAGGGUUCGAAUGGCGAUUGCGGUGGCAGAGGUGGCGAGUGGGGUGGAGGGAGAUUGAGGAGGAGAGAAUCAAGGGAAAGAACAGGUGCGAUUACAACUGUGGCAAAACAGCCGGAGAAGAAGGGGAGGAAAGCUGAGGAGGAAACGAUGACAUUGGCAGAAAUGAAGUUGAAAGUGAAUAAAAAGAUCAACAAGGAGAAAAUGAAGUUGAAAGAGAAGGAGAAAGAGAAAGAGAAGGAUGAUGGAGGAAAGAAGGCAGAGGAUGAUGGUGAGGGUAGAAGACAGGUUUCAAAGAAGGAUGGAGCUUUUGAAGUUGCAUCAACCCAGGAAAUUUCAAAGAGAAGUGGAGCUUUGGCGAUUGAGAUAAGAUAUUCAAGGAGAAGUAGGACUUCGGGUAUUAGGAGGCAAAGUAAUUCAGAAAGAAGAGAUGGUUUGGAAUUUGAGAUGCAAAUAACUGUUCCGAAAAAGAGACCAAACUUGGAGCUUGAGAAAUCAAGGGGUUCAACGAGUAAGGAUUUGGCGGCUAUGGCGGUCGUGGAUUCAGACUUCUAUGAUUUUGAUAAGGACAGAGUAGAAAGGAGCUUUAAGAAAGGGCAAGUGUGGGCUGUCUACGAUGACAUUGACGGACAGCCUAGACAUUAUGGUCUGGUGAACGAAGUUAUAUGCAUUAAUCCGUUUAAGGUCAGACUUUGUUGGUUAGAUGUACAGUAUAGCAUAGUCCAAGAUCUAGUUGGACAGGAGAAAGUGGGUUUUCAUCUAUCCUGUGGGAGGUUUAAGGUUGCUGAGGAAACGAUUGUGAAGUCUGUGAAUAUAUUCUCGCAUGUGGUUGAUUGUGAAAGGGCUGCCAGGGAAAUCUACAGGAUUUACCCGAAGAAGGGUUCAGUGUGGGCAGUCUUCAAGGAAGGGGUUUUGGAUGCCGAAAGGAGAAAUCUUUCAGACCGGGAUACGUGCUGCUAUGAUAUUGUCAUCUGUUUAACCACCUAUAGCGAAGUGCACGGUUUGAGCAUGGCAUACCUUGAGAAGGUGGAUUGUUUUAAGACCGUAUUCCAGAGACGAGAGAUUGGACUGCAUGCUAUCAGGUGGCUUGAAAAGGACGGGGUCAAUCUGUUUUCACAUCAGAUUCCUGCCCGAAGGCUUUCUGGGAGUGAUGUGCCAGAUUGUUUGAAAGAGUGCUGGGAGCUCGACCCCGCUUCACUUCCUUCACAUUUGCUGACCACGCAGUCAGAGAAGCUGCAAAUGAUGCCAUGUACUUCUUGAUAUCUAGCUUUACUUUCACUGAUGUGGAUUUUUUUCGAUGUACAUUGUGACGACAUGUUGUUCUAAGGAACAUUGUCCGCCCUUGCUUGUGAUGCAGAGUAAAGUUUUAAAAAAAGAAGAAAAUCUGUAGAUUAUUCAGAGAUUGUUUAUACUGUUUACAUGAACGUGCAUUCUAAUU